AUGUCCUCAGAUACUGGCAAACCCUUGCUUCUUUACACUGGCCCGACCCCUAACGGUCGCAAGGUCUCGGUCUUCCUUGAAGAGCUCAAAGCUGCGUACGGUAGCCCUGAAUACGACAUUCAAAACAUCGAUAUUAGUACCAAUGUUCAGAAAGAGCCGUGGUUCAUUAAACUGAACCCGAAUGGUCGCAUACCGGUUCUCGUCGAUCGCUCCCGCAACAACUUCAUCGUCUUCGAGACCGCGGCGAUUUUGCUCUAUCUCCAGCAGCACUACGAUAAGGAGGGAAAAUUCGGAUUUAAUCCUGCGAAGGACCCCGACACAUACAGCGAGACGCUGCAGUGGAUCUUUUUCGCGCACGGCGGUGUUGGUCCCAUGCAAGGACAAUCGAACCACUUCAACCGGUAUGCAAAGGAGGACAUUCCCUAUGCUAAAAAACGGUAUAUUGACGAGACAAAGCGUCUCUAUGGCGUACUUGAGAUCCGCCUUUCCCAAGGCCGCGAUUGGCUCGUGGGUCCUGGCCGGGGGACAUAUAGUAUCGCCGACAUGAAUGUGCUCCCAUGGAUAAAUAUCCACAAGCAUUCGAUGGUUGAAAGUCUGGACGAGUUCCCGCUUCUGAAGGACUGGCUUAAGAGGGCGACUGAGCGCCCUGGCACAAAGGCUGGUCUAGCUGUUCCGUGA
Molecule: messenger RNA, 678 nt
Organism: Fibroporia radiculosa
Lineage: Eukaryota; Fungi; Basidiomycota; Agaricomycetes; Polyporales; Fibroporiaceae
Exons: 5
Coding region: 1-678 (225 amino acids)
Source: RefSeq, a predicted model, not a curated record